Messenger RNA from Rhodamnia argentea, 1265 nucleotides. RefSeq names its product bZIP transcription factor 53-like. Gene Ontology annotation, cellular component: nucleus. The record is from RefSeq and is a predicted model, not a curated record. Bases 563 to 1000 code for a protein of 145 amino acids. Gene Ontology annotation, biological process: positive regulation of DNA-templated transcription. Gene Ontology annotation, molecular function: transcription cis-regulatory region binding; DNA-binding transcription factor activity. The transcript has a single exon. NCBI's taxonomy places the organism in Eukaryota, Viridiplantae, Streptophyta, Magnoliopsida, Myrtales, Myrtaceae.
UGCUUCCUUUCGCUUGCCUUUCGCUCGCCUUCGCGUCGUCUUCCUCAGGGACCAUCAGCUAAGUGUUUCUCGAUUUUCUCGUUUUCAGCUUUAGAUUUCUCCGUUAAGGUUUCGAUUUCGCUCUCGCUCCAUCGCUCGAUCGUUUCGUAGCUCCAAUAGGUUUUGGGAUCGCGUUCGCUCGAUUGAUCUCUGGGUCGAUCUGGAUCCGGGUCUUGCGUGGAUAAUCGUCGCCCAUUGGUUAGAGCUGUUCUUUCUUCGACUCGAAUUUGGAGGGAUUCGUAGGCUUGCGCCAAUGUCCCUAGGGUUCUUCUCGUGGAAAAUCCACUUAAAGCGUUCUUUUUUAUGAGCUACUCGAUCCUGAUGCGUCGUGUGCGCAUUCUCCAUUCCUUCUCCGUCGUGUUCCUGUACUGGUUCUACGUCUUUUCAUGAACUCGCGUUCUCGCCCGUGAUUCCUGCCUAGUUAGAAAAUACCCUGUAACCUUGUAAAUUAGAUACUAGUUGUGAAGUCAGUCUUUUUCAACGCUUUCGAAGUAAUUGAAUUCGAGGAGAGAAGGUGGGAACGAUGGCUUCUUCACACUGCCUAACAAGCUCGGGGUCGGAAUGCAACCAGCGGCCUGGGGCUGUUGAUGAAAGGAAAAGGAAGAGGAUGGAGUCGAACCGCGAAUCCGCCAGGCGGUCGCGGAUGAGGAAGCAGAAGCAAGUGGAGGAUUUGUUGGGACAAGUGAGUCAGCUGCAAAAUGCCAACAGUCAAAUAGCACUGGGCAUCAAUGCCACCACUCAGAAGUACGUGGAGAUCGAGUCCGCCAAUAAUGUACUGCGGGCGCAGUGGAUGGAAUUGACCGAUAGGCUGUGGUCCUUGAAUUCGGUGCUUCAGGUCGUGGAGGCAGUUAGUGGGCUCGCAGUUGACAUACCCGAGAUUCCAGAUCCCCUGAUGAAGCCUUGGCAGCUGCCGUGCUCGAUACAGCCAAUCACAACAUCUGCUGACAUGUUGCAGUUGUGAUUAUCAAGUUUGGAAGUGCAAAAGUUGGGGUUGAUUCUUUUCAAGUCUUCUGGGGGAUAUAUGGUAGAUACAUAAGCCAUUUGCUGCAUUUGCUUUUCUUGUCAAUUUCGGUGUCUCUUUCUAUAAGUAGGAACCUGAAUAUCCGAAUGCAUCUGUCUAGAUGGAGUGGCGCUUUGUGUCUUCUUGACGUUGUACUUGGCUGUUUUUGGUAUUUAUGAGUUGUUCCUGUUCUUGAUGGUUAUCAACAAGGUUUUGUUUAUCUCUC